ACAACUCUAGUGCGGCAAAUACAUAAAAAGAAACAAGUAAUUUUGUUUGUUUAUUUUUCAUUUCACAUUUCACAUAAAAUAUGAGCAACCUAGCAGCCCAAACUGGGAUACAGUGCACCGCAGGUGCAGUUCCCGUGCGGAAUGAGAAGGGCGAGAUUUCCAUGCAAAAGGUGAAGGUUCAACGUUAUAUAUCAGGGAAGCGACCCGAUUAUGCACGCGCCGAUUCCAGCAGCGAUUCUAGCGAUGACGAUGACUUUGUGGACAAUCGACGGCGCAUGGAGCGUCACAAGGCGGAACGUCACAAAGUUGAAUUGGCGCGACAGAGAGUGGGGCAGGGGCAGGGGGAGAAGACACUGGCAGAGGAGGAGGAUGAAGCGGAAGCGGAAGUGGAUGAUCCGCGCUUGCGACGCUUGCGUGCGCGUCCCAUUCAAAUGGAGGAUUUGGAGCGAGAGCGACGGGAACGACACAGACACAUCCAUGAGCCGGAAAUGCUGGAGAGUGCCAGCGAAGAAGAGGAAGAGGAGGAACCAUUUCUGGAGUCAUCCCGGGAGCAACAACAGCGUCUGGAACGGGCAACCAAUAAAAUAACACUCGCAUCCGAAUCCGAUACAGAUUCGGAGUUGAGUGAUACGGAAUUGGAAAAGCGACGUUUAAAGCUACGAGCACGCAUGUUGCAACAACAACGCGAGGAGGAAGUGCUGCAGAAGGAGGAUGAAAAACAAACAGAAUCAUCCGCAACGGAGAGCUCCGAGUAUGAGGAGGAGACGGAAAGCGAGGAGGAGAAUGAACCACGACUAAAGCCAUUGUUUGUACGCAAGCGAGAUCGUGCCACCAUCCAGGAGAAGGAGCGAGAGACCCAAAAACAGAAGCAACUCGAAGCCGAAGCCAAACGAGCGGCCAAGGAACGAAGACGCGCCACCUUGCGCCUGGUGGAGGAAAGUGUGAAGAAGGACCUGGAGAAAAUCAAGCCAGAGACUAACGAGGCGUCUAUCGACGAUGUCUGCACCGCCGACGAGAACGACGAGGUGGAGUACGAGGCGUGGAAACUGCGGGAACUCAAGCGCAUGAAGCGGGAUCGCGAGGAGCGGGACAAUGCUGAUCGUGAAAAAGUGGAAAUUGAACGGAUGCGCAAUCUGACCGAGGAGGAACGGCGUCAGGAAUUGCGCUCGAAUCCGAAGCUUGUCACCAACAAGGCAACCAAAGGCAAAUAUAAAUUCCUGCAGAAAUACUAUCAUCGUGGUGCCUUCUAUCUGGACGAAGAGAACGAUGUGCUGAAGCGAGAUUUUGCUCAAGCCACGCUCGAGGAUCACUUCGACAAGACCAUUCUGCCCAAAGUGAUGCAGGUGAAGAACUUUGGACGCUGCGGUCGCACCAAAUACACGCAUCUAGUCGAUCAGGAUACAACCAAAUUCGAUUCACCCUGGUAUGCCGAAACGUCCAACAACAUGAAGUUUCAUAAUGAACAUGCUGGCGGGAUGCGACAACAAUUUGACAAACCAACAGCUUCCAAACGAAAAAAGUUGGAAUAGAAAUUAACAAAAAAAAA
Molecule: messenger RNA, 1546 nt
Organism: Drosophila innubila
Lineage: Eukaryota; Metazoa; Arthropoda; Insecta; Diptera; Drosophilidae
Gene: Mfap1
Product: microfibrillar-associated protein 1
Exons: 3
Coding region: 81-1529 (482 amino acids)
Biological process (GO): mRNA splicing, via spliceosome
Cellular component (GO): U2-type spliceosomal complex
Molecular function (GO): RNA binding
Source: RefSeq, a predicted model, not a curated record